AUGAUCAUGAAUCAAUCUUCAUCUGUUUCUUCUAUUGUUAUUCCUCCUCUUAUUCUGCAUCAUCUGAAGAACACAACAGAGGCAGCCAGAGACUCCAAGAUGAGCACGGUUUUCUUACUCUUAUUAAUUUUUUAUAGACUCGUUUUUAUAUGCUGGUUUAUUUUUAAAAUUCCAGUUAGGUCAUUAUCAUCAAAUCUUCAGCUACUGGCCUGUCUUUUCAAUCGACCAUUUAUCGUGUUACCCAGAGCUGCCACGAGACGUGCGCAGCUCACCGUCACGACGUCUUCCACAAAGCGCCGUAAGGUUGCAGAGCCUCGCAGACCAGGAGGAGCCCUUCCGGGUUUGUCGUUUGCCUCGCAGGCUGGAAGACGUCACAGUCAGCACCCCCCUUCCGACUCGUCUUCCGUGCCACCGAAUCCUCGCCCAUCGUCCACGUCCCCGUCGAAUCGAAGUCGAAGCCAUUCUGUGUCCCCGUCUCCUCGCUACAUUCCCGCCCAUUUGCAGGAAGAGGUGCUUGGCACCGCCGCCCGCUCCCCGACCCCGGAAUCCGCCAGUAGUGCCGCCGACUAUCCUUCGAUCGCCUGCGCAGGACUCACCCUACACAGCGACGCUAUGACGGAUAUGUCUGGUUCCGACAAAAGAGAUGGCAGCGUUCCGCCUACUGGAGGUGACGUUCGGUCAUCCUCCCCGGGCAUCAAACGGUCGGCUCCUAACGCCGACCAGGAUGUGGAGAUGGAUCUAGGUUCGACAGAGAAGAGAUCUGUUUCUCUGUCCCAGCACACAGACGCGAUGGAUACGACUACAGCGGAGGGGAACUCGAACGGCAACGGUGAUAACUCUGGGUCAGACAACGUCUAUCCCACACCAUCCAGCAUGUCGACAUUUACCGCCCCCACGGCGACCCGAAAGGAAUCCAAGGCCCAAGCCUCCAUGUCGUCCCACGAUCUCCCUCCUAUCGACGACCAAGUCGCUCAAGUGACCUGCACCAUGGCCCAGCCGUUGAAGGAGAAACAGAAGGGAUAUCUGGUGUCCAUGUCAUGGCUGAAGCGGGUGCUCGCUCGCAGCUCGACCCACGCCGACAAGGCAGAUAAGUCGGCAGCUGAAGGAGAAAUUGGACCCGUGGAUAACUCGGACCUUGUGCUGGUCACUGACCCGGCAAUUACCGGCUUCCAUGAUGAGGCAGGAGAGCCCUUUGUGCCCCUGCGUCCAGGUCUGCAGAUGGGAGAGGACUUUGAGAUAGUGCCCCAGGAAGGCUGGGACCUGAUCAUGCGAUGGUACGGCUUGGCUAGUCAAUCGCCAGCCAUUGUUCGCUAUGCUCACAACACCGUGGAGGAAGGUGAUGCUCAAAAUAUUCAAUACGAGCUCCAUCCACCAAUUUUCACCGUUCUGAAGCUAGCAAAUCCGGCCGCGGGGACCACUCCACAGAGCCUAAGAGAGAAGAAUAUGCCACCUGCAAAGGUCUUGUCCAGCCGACACACCAACUUUCAAAAGUGGCUGAAGCAAGUGAAGGGACUGGCCAAUAUUGACAUGUCUACCAAAGUUCGUGUAUGGAGGAUUCUCGGGGGACUGGGAAGUGCCACGGCAUCGGCUGCAAUCACACCCGCUGCGUCACGGAGCGCUUCUCCGGCACCUACGGCCUCCCUGGUUGCCAAUGCCGGCAACAACCUUGUGCUUGAUCUCAAUACGUUCCUCUCGUUAUCUGACGGCGCCCAGCGAGAACUGGUCGAUAACGUCAAGGAUCAAACCAACAAUCCCAAUUUCAACGGUCGAUCUACCUUGGAUCGAGUUGGCUUGUCUACCAGUGAUGUUGUGGUGCUUGAGGAGCGCGUUGGCGGAGAGUGGGCUUCAGAAGUAUCCAAGAAGAUGCUCGAUCGACUAGGUGUUCCGAGUGGCAGUGUGAAGAAUGGCGUUCCUGGCAAGCUCAAGAACAAGAGUCCUACCAACAGUGAACCUAUUAGGGGCCGGCGUAAAGACGGAAAGCCCAGGGGCUGCACGGGAUUGAGCAACCUCGGAAAUACCUGCUACAUGAACUCUGCUCUACAGUGCGUGCGCAGUGUGGAGGAACUCACAUACUACUUCCUGAACGAUGUGUAUAAGAGAGAUCUCAACCCCAGUAAUCCUCUCGCCCAUAACGGCGAUAUAGCCAAGGCGUACGCAAACCUUCUUCGCAUGCUCUACGACGAAGCCGGUCAGUCGUCGUUCGCUCCCCGCCAGUUUAAACACACCAUUGGUCGUUAUGGUCCAGCAUUCUCGGGAUACGGGCAACAGGAUUCGCAGGAAUUUCUGCUGUUCCUGCUGGAUGGGCUGCAAGAAGAUUUGAACAGAAUCCAGAAGAAGCCAUAUAUCGAGAAGCCAGACUCCACGGACGACAUGGUCCAUGACAAGGAGGCUCUCAAAGAGUUUGCCAAUAAAUGCUGGGAAAUUUACAAAGCCCGCAAUGACUCGGUCAUCACGGAUCUCUUUGCCGGCAUGUACAAGUCAACUCUUGUCUGUCCUGUCUGCGAGAAGGUCAGCAUCAUCUUUGAUCCGUUCAACAACCUGACGCUUCAGCUUCCGAUCGAAAAUCUUUGGAGCAAGGAGAUAUUCUUUUUCCCUCUCCACCGCAAGCCUGUCAUCGUUGACGUGGAAAUUGAUAAAAACGCCAGCAUCAAGGCGCUCAAGGAGUCAGUAGCCAAGAAGAUGGGCUCGGACCCUCAGCGUCUCGUCAUGGCCGAAAUUUACAAGUGCAAGUUCUACAAGAUGUUCGACAACUCUGCGUCCAUUGCCGAUUGCCAGAUCGGCCAAGGCGAUGACAUCGCAAUCUUCGAGGUUGCGUCUGUUCCCACCAACUAUAAUCCCGACAAGCGCCAGAAGAGUUACUUUUCUUAUGGUCGUUCAGACUAUGAAGAAAUUCCAAGCUUUGACUCACCCAAGGCCGACCGAAUGCUAGUGCCCAUCUUCAAUCGGCAUUGCCGGCCAAAGUCGAAUAACAGCGGGAAUAUGCAGCGGUCACUCUUCGGCGCUCCUUUGUAUGUAAUCAUCAGCAGAGAAGAGGCUCAAAACUACGAUGCCGUCCUCCGCAAAGUUCUUGAAGCUGUUGCUACAUUGACAACGCGAGACAUUCUCAAUGAGGAGAACAUCAAGAAAGCUGACGAGCCAGGGGGGACUCAGGAGGAUUCGGAUACCGUUGUGAUGAAUGAAGACGACGCGCAAUCUGCAGAUUCUAAAAUCAAGACCUCAUCCGUGGACGGUGAAGAUGGCUUGGUGGACGUUUCCAUGCGCGACGCUUCGGACGAGACGGAUACUCCAUCUCCUCAAGACAGCAAGUGUGAAAAUGCUGUCUCGACCCCUGGCAGCUCUAUUGCACCUGGCCUUCGGAGCCUCUUCGAUAUGAAGAUUAUCAAAUCAUCCCACGAGGUUGUGCCUCUCGGCUGGUCUUCAGUGGACGAUAUCAAAGACUAUCCAUUGAUGUCGUCCAGGGUCAAGGCACAGUCGGCUGGCAAACAGAAGAAGACAACAUCCGGUACAGUGACCGACCGAAAAACCAGUGAUGACUCGGAUCAGGAUGGAAGCGCCGGCACUGCUUCUGACAGUGACUCUGACAUGUUCUCUAACAUCAGUCGCCCUAAGGCCGUAAAGACUCAAGCCAACGAGCGUCCUCUGAUCCGCCCGGGGGAAGGUAUCGACACUGACGGGCUACGUGGAACUCCUACAUGGACCAACGUGGAGCGCAUUCCUGAUCCGGAACUCGCCAAGCGCCGUGAUCUUCGCCGGAGCCGGAAGAAGAGGGGCGUUACACUCUACGAAUGUCUUGACGAGUUCAACAAAGAGGAGAUUCUUUCCGAGAAUGAUGCAUGCAAGAAGUUCGAAUUGUGGAAGACUCCCGACAUCCUUGUCAUGCACCUGAAGAGAUUCAGCGCCAGCAGGGGUUUUAGGGACAAGCUGGAUGUCCUGGUCGACUUCCCCGUUGAAGGGCUAGACAUGAGCGACCGUGUCGAAUCGCCGGAAGAGGGAAAGAGCCUAAUCUAUGAUCUUUUCGCGGUUGAUAACCACUACGGUGGAUUAGGAGGCGGUCACUAUACGGCCUACGCGAAGAACUUUAUGAGUGGCGAAUGGAACGAGUACAAUGAUUCGUCUGUCUCGCGACCAAUUGAUCCCCAGAGUGUGGUGACUCCCGCCGCGUAUUUACUGUUUUACCGUCGACGUUCAGACCGCCCACUGGGCGGGAAGAUCUUGGAAGAAAUCACCGAGUCGUCAACUCGACCAGGCAGCGAGGACAACUCCCCGGCUGGGUCCCGUGGGCAGUCGCCUUCGGGAACGGGCGGCAACAGUGAUGACGACGAUGAUGAAUCGCCCCCUGACUAUUCGGACAGCCCAGCCGCUGGCGAGCAGAGCCUUGCGAAAGCAAACCGACUGGAAGGUAUGAGCUUUGAUGAAGACGAGUUCGGCGAUGGAGCCUAUGCCAACCCGCUCCCCUACUCAAGCCAACCCACGUGGUCCUUCGACCGAGUCACAGAUGCUCAUGGCCUUUCACAGAUGACCACAGUACCUCCGGGAUCGAUCUCUGAUGACGAGGAUUUGUUCGACGACGAUGCCAGCAACAAAGCGGUGGGCGGGGGAGAUCUCAGCGACUCCGACUUGCGCCUCGCCGCAUUGACCGGAAGCCCAAUCGGCCAGGGAGUGUUCCCAGGCACACCCAUGGAGGAGGAAGCUCCGAUUCAGGAUAUCCCUCCGCCACUAGACGGUGAUGACGAUGAAGACUUACCCGUGGUGGAGCUACGGGUGAAUGAUGAUGACCGGAUCGUCUCCGACUGA
This is a messenger RNA of Aspergillus novofumigatus IBT 16806, 4794 nucleotides long. RefSeq names its product putative ubiquitin-specific protease UBP12. The transcript is spliced from 9 exons. NCBI's taxonomy places the organism in Eukaryota, Fungi, Ascomycota, Eurotiomycetes, Eurotiales, Aspergillaceae. Gene Ontology annotation, biological process: protein deubiquitination. Gene Ontology annotation, molecular function: cysteine-type deubiquitinase activity. Bases 1 to 4794 code for a protein of 1597 amino acids. The record is from RefSeq and is a predicted model, not a curated record.